Gadus morhua (Atlantic cod) is the source of this 1383-nucleotide messenger RNA. RefSeq lists its product as uncharacterized. The coding region runs from base 28 to 1002 and encodes 324 amino acids. The transcript has 9 exons. NCBI's taxonomy places the organism in Eukaryota, Metazoa, Chordata, Actinopteri, Gadiformes, Gadidae. The record is from RefSeq and is a predicted model, not a curated record.
AAAUGUGAGACAUUUCCGGAAACUAACAUGUGGUAUUCUCAAGCUACAAGAAGACAACUGUUCAAACUGGAUUUAACCUUCAAGAUGUUUGACAUGCACAAGAGCAUAGCUUGGUUCGCCUUAUGCAAUUUAUGUGCAUCUUUAAACGACCAGUCCCAUUGCCAGGAUUCCUGUGACACUGUGAUGAUCAGUGCCUCCCUGCGGUCCUCUAUCCUCCUACCCUGCCAUGCUCCCUUCCUCGGUCUAACUGACUGGAUGCUGUGGGUCCAAAACACUGGAGCACCUCUUGUUAAUCUGUCGUCUCAAGGGAAGGUUUGGUUCUUGGAGCCCAGGGAAGGUCGGGUGAAAACCUUCCCCAACGAGGGCUCCAGGGGGAACUACACCAUCCGUAUCGACGGCCUUCAAGAGUCGGACCUGGGAUGCUACCAGUGUGGACCAGCUGAUGCAUGUCACCAAGUGGUAGUUCAAAAAGAGGAAGUUGAUCUGUGGCUUCCUCUGUGCAUCACCGCUGGCGUGACCACAGUCAUCCUGUUUGUAUGUUUCUGCUGUUACAAAGCAUCAUUCUCAGGGUGUAAAGGGUGUUCCCUGUCACAGAGAGGGACCCGUAAGAGACAAGAAAACGAUGAGCAGGAGCCUGCAGACAUUGGUCUAUCUGAGGACGAGCGCCUGGCCAGAAAUCAGGAUCAAGGUCCCCCAGAAACCAUCCAUGAUUAUGAGGAACAGAGUGAAAGUGUCGCCCCCUGUAGGCCAGUCAGAGGACACCCGCAGCUCGAACGUACCAGGAGUACCGAGAGAAAGCAUGCCCUGCUAAACCGAGAAAUAUUCAGCAGACUACGACAAGCAAGUCGUCAUUUUUACGUAAAUCAAGAUGAGAUAAUCCAGCAAAGGAGUUCCGCUCAAAAAGAAAGAAGACCCAGAGCAGGUCUUCGGGGAAAGAAAGCUAAACAGAGAUAUGAAAACCCAAUUUACAACAGCAGCCCCAGCCAAGUCAAUCAUCUUUAGAAAAAACGAAAUUCAAUGUCUGCUAUUAUUGGCUUUUUUAUUUUGAAUUGGAAAUGAUGAAUAACUAACAAUUAAUGAUAGUCGUUUUAUGGUAUUAUUAAUUGUAAGUAUUUGAUAUUUAUUUAUGUCUCUUGAUUCUUAUAAAGUUUGAAACUCUCCUUUCAUUGUCCAGGAAUGUGAUUGUAUUGCGUGAUCCCAUGGUGCAUUUUUUUCCACCAGGCCCCUACCCGACUGAGCUCAUUUCUAAACAUAAUUAUAAUCAACAUAAUACCUAAACUCAAACUUUCCUGACAUGUAUUUUAAUUUCAUUACGUUUAUGUUAUACCUUUGAUUGAAUUUGUCUUUGUCAAAUUGAUCAAUAAAGGACAAAAGAGAAUACCA